AUUCAGAGAAGCAGAGAGCUGGUUCAUGUCCUCACUAUCCAUAGUUACCACUUACUGUAGGCUACAGGCUCAGUAACAGAACCUGCCCCACCACCCUGGCAUUGAGAGAUGGUGCGUUUGUGUCCCAGGAGGAGCAGGUGGGAGAGGACAUGGAAGGAGCAGGACGAUGAGGAGGAGGAUGGUAAGAGGUAAAGGAGGAUGAAGAGAAGGAGGAGGACAUGGGGAGUUGGAGAAGGUAAGGGGAGGAGGUGGGGAGGGGGAGGUGGAGUAGGAGGUGGAGGAGACGAGGAGGGACGGUGAGGAGGGGAGAAGCUGGAGGGAAGGGGAGGAUGGGGAGGAGGAGGAGGGAGCAGAGGGAGAGGAGAGGGAGGAGGAGGAAACAGGAGGAGCAGGACAAGGUAGGAGGAAAAGUGGGAUAUGGACUAGAAGGCGGUGGAUGGGGUGGAGGAUGAGAGGGAGGGAGAGGAGUAGGCAGAGUGUGAGGAGGAAGUGAAAGAAUGAGGAGGAGGAGCGGAAGGGGUGGGAAGAUGAGGAGGAGGAAGGGUAGGUGGAGGUGGGUGUGGAAAAGGAUGGUGAGGAGAAGGAGGAGGAUGGGGAAGAGGAGAAAGGAGAAGGGGAGUGGGAGGAGGAAGGGGUGAGGAGUAGGAGGGGUGAGGAGGAGUAGGGGGUGAGGAGGAGGAGGAGGAGGAGUAAGAGGAGGGAAUGGAUGAGUGGGAGGAGGAGGAGGAAGUUGUGGAGGGGAGUUAGAGGAGAGGGGGAAGGACUGAUAGGGUAGGAGAGAAAAGAUGGGAGGAGGAGGGGAGAAGGAGGCAAAAGAGGAGGAGAUGGGAGUGGGAGAACUAACUAAUUUAGUUAGUUUGGUACAACCCUGUGGGCAAUGGGCCUGUUCCUGUGCAGUGUUCUAUGCUCUAUGACACGGAGCCAGGAGCCUGGAGCAGAUGUCUGCCCAGGUUAGUCCUCACCUGUAGCCAAGAGUGAAGGGUCCAAUAACCCUCUUGCAAUAACUCUGGAUUCCCUUCGCUCUCUGACUCCGGAGGAGGAGGGCACCUCUCCAUUGAAUCUCUGUGGCCCCUCACCUGAGAGGGGGGAUGGGGGGGGGGUUAAGAUGUGAGAGGAAGAGGUGAAGAAGGUCAGAAGGGGUGGGGAAGGAGGAGCAGGAGAAGGAGGCGGAGGAGGAAAAAGAGGAUAAGGAGGAGGAUGGGGAAGAGGAGGUGUAGGGGAAGAGAAGAAGGGUGUGAGAGGAGCAGGAGGAUGGAUGAAGGGGAGGAGUUGGAAGAUGGGAGAGAAGGGGAAGAGGAGGAGAAGGGUGUUGAGGGGAGUUGGAAGGUAAGGGGGUGUAGGAGAGGAGGAUUACAAAGAUGAGAGGGGUGCGGGGUGCUGAGGAGGAUUACAAAGAUGAGAGGGGUGCGGGGUGCUGAGGAGGAUUACAAAGAUGAGAGGGGUGCGGGGUGCUGAGGAGGAUUACAAAGAUGAGAGGAGUCUAGAGUGCAGAAAUGGGAGAGGUAAUAGGGUGUAGAGGGAGUUACAGAGAUGGGAGGGGUGCAGGGUGCAGAGGGGGUUACAGAGACAGGAAGGGUGCAGGGUGCAGAGGGGGAUUACAGAGACAGGAGGGGUGUAGGGUGCAGAGGGGGAUUACAGAGACAGGAAGGGUGCAGGGUGCAGAGGGGGUUACAGAGAUGGGAGGGGUGCAGGGUGCAGAGGGGGUUACAGAGACAGGAGGGGUGCAGGGUGCAGAGGGGGUUACAGUGAUGGGAGGGGUGCAGGGUGCAGAUGGGGUUACAGAGAUGGGAGGGGUGCAGGGUGCAGAGGGGGUUACAGAGACAGGAAGGGUGCAGGGUGCAGAGGGGGAUUACAGAGACAGGAGGGGUGUAGGGUGUAGAGGGAGUUACAGAGAUGGGAGGGGUGUAGGGUGUAGAGGGAGUUACAGAGAUGGGAGGGGUGCAGGGUGCAGAGUGGGAUUACAGAGACAGGAGGGGUGCAGGGUGCAGAGGGAGUUACAGAGAUGGGAGGGGUGCAGGGUGCAGAGGGGGUUACAGAGAUGGGAGGGGUGCAGGGUGCAGAGGGGGUUACAGAGACAGGAAGUGUGCAGGGUGCAGAGGGGGUUACAGAGAUUGGAGGGGUGCAGGGUGCAGAGGGGGAUUACAGAGAUUGGAGGGGUGCAGUGUGCAAGGGGGGUUACAGAGAUGGGAGGGGUGCAGGGUGCUGAGGGGGUUACAGAGAUGGGAGGGGUGCAGGGUGCAGAGGGGGUUACAGAGAUGGGAGGGGUGCAGGGUGCAGAGGGGGUUACAGAGAUGGGAGGGGUGCAGGGUGCAGAUGGGGUUACAGAGACAGGAAGUGUGCAGGGUGCAGAGGGGGUUACAGAGAUGGGAGGGGUGCAGGGUGCAGAGGGGGAUUACAGAGACAGGAAGUGUGCAGGGUGCAGAGGGGGUUACAGAGACAGGAAGUGUGCAGGGUGCAGAGGGGGUUACAGAGAUGGGAGGGGUGCAGGGUGCAGAUGGGGUUACAGAGAUGGGAAGUGUGCAGGGUGCAGAGGGGGUUACAGAGAUGGGAAGGGUGCAGGGUGCAGAGGGGGAUUACAGAGACAGGAAGGGUGCAGGGUGCAGAGGGGGUUACAGAGACAGGAAGUGUGCAGGGUGCAGAGGGGGUUACAAAGAUGAGAGGGGUGCGGGGUGCUGAGGAGGAUUACAAAGAUGAGAGGAGUCUAGAGUGCAGAAAUGGGAGAGGUAAUAGGGUGUAGAGGGAGUUACAGAGAUGGGAGGGGUGCAGGGUGCAGAGGGGGUUACAGAGACAGGAAGGGUGCAGGGUGCAGAGGGGGAUUACAGAGACAGGAGGGGUGUAGGGUGUAGAGGGAGUUACAGAGAUGGGAGGGGUGUAGGGUGUAGAGGGAGUUACAGAGAUGGGAGGGGUGCAGGGUGCAGAGUGGGAUUACAGAGACAGGAGGGGUGCAGGGUGCAGAGGGAGUUACAGAGAUGGGAGGGGUGCAGGGUGCAGAGGGGGUUACAGAGAUGGGAGGGGUGCAGGGUGCAGAGGGGGUUACAGAGACAGGAAGUGUGCAGGGUGCAGAGGGGGUUACAGAGAUGGGAGGGGUGCAGGGUGCAGAGGGGGUUACAGAGACAGGAGGGGUGCAGGGUGCAGAGGGGGUUACAGAGAUGGGAGGGGUGCAGGGUGCAG
Hypanus sabinus (Atlantic stingray) is the source of this 3171-nucleotide messenger RNA. Its product is annotated as protein argonaute-2-like. The record is from RefSeq and is a predicted model, not a curated record. NCBI's taxonomy places the organism in Eukaryota, Metazoa, Chordata, Chondrichthyes, Myliobatiformes, Dasyatidae. The transcript has 2 exons. The coding region runs from base 1494 to 2657 and encodes 387 amino acids.